This is a messenger RNA of Cynocephalus volans (Philippine flying lemur), 958 nucleotides long. RefSeq names its product TATA-box binding protein associated factor 12 (gene TAF12). Gene Ontology annotation, biological process: DNA-templated transcription initiation; RNA polymerase II preinitiation complex assembly. The record is from RefSeq and is a predicted model, not a curated record. Gene Ontology annotation, cellular component: SAGA complex; SLIK (SAGA-like) complex; transcription factor TFIID complex. Gene Ontology annotation, molecular function: TBP-class protein binding; DNA binding; protein heterodimerization activity. NCBI's taxonomy places the organism in Eukaryota, Metazoa, Chordata, Mammalia, Dermoptera, Cynocephalidae. The transcript has 7 exons. Bases 113 to 754 code for a protein of 213 amino acids.
GAAGUACUCGGGGAGGGCCGCGCAGUCGGACCGGCUGCUGAGACGAACGCUUCACUGGGGCAGUCUCCACUUAUCAUGGGGAGAUAGACGCUGCUGCCUGUAGCUUUUGAAAAUGGCUGCCUCUCAUUUCACCGGACUCACAGCUGUUGCUGAUGUAAUUAAAGAUCUAGACACUCAAAUAGCUUUGAUUGGCCUUGGUCCUCACAGCUCCAAAAAGAAACAGGAUCUCGAUAAGCUCUAUGAGCUGAAGUCCAAAGCUCGACAGAUUAUGAACCAGUUUGGCCCCUCAGCCCUAAUCAACCUCUCUAAUUUCUCAUCCAUAAAACCUGAACCAGCCAGUACCCCUCCACAAGGCUCCAUGGCCAAUAGCACUACAGUGGUAAAGAUACCUGGCACUCCUGGGACAGGAGGUCGUCUUAGCCCUGAAAACAAUCAGGUAUUGACCAAGAAGAAAUUACAGGACUUAGUAAGAGAAGUGGAUCCUAAUGAGCAGUUGGAUGAAGAUGUGGAGGAGAUGCUGUUGCAGAUUGCUGAUGAUUUUAUCGAGAGUGUGGUGACAGCAGCCUGCCAGCUUGCUCGGCAUCGCAAGUCUAGCACCCUGGAGGUGAAAGAUGUCCAGUUACAUCUAGAGCGCCAAUGGAACAUGUGGAUCCCAGGAUUUGGCUCUGAAGAAAUCCGACCCUACAAAAAAGCUUGCACCACAGAAGCUCACAAACAGAGAAUGGCAUUGAUCCGGAAGACAACCAAGAAAUAACACAUGGAAAGGUCAGGGGAUGGACAACAAUUUAUUUGGAGAUACUUGAGCUGAGACCUCAGCCAUCUCAUCCUUGGAAUUUUUUUUUUUUAAUGCUUUACAGAGAAGCAUAUAUUUUUUAUUAACAGUGCAGCAAUAUCUAUAAUGACUGAGAGGAUCUGCCAAAAGAAUAAAGCCUCCUACCCAAACUUCUGGUCCCUUGUC